Pecten maximus is the source of this 4235-nucleotide messenger RNA. RefSeq lists its product as uncharacterized. Bases 917 to 3874 code for a protein of 985 amino acids. Lineage: Eukaryota; Metazoa; Mollusca; Bivalvia; Pectinida; Pectinidae. The record is from RefSeq and is a predicted model, not a curated record. The transcript has 2 exons.
CAAACACACACCUCUCACACACACCCUCAAACACACACCUCUCACACACAUCCUCAAACACACACCUCUCACACACACCCUCAAACACACACCUCUCACACACAUCCUCAAUCAUUAGAUGAGCCACAAUGAAGACUCGUAAGUCCUCAUACACAGCGUAGAUACACACAAUGAUACAUAGUUACAGCCUGUACACUUAACAGCGUUCCAGUUGAGUGACGGACAGUGUGAGUGUGUAUUUAUAUCUAAAGUGAUCACACGUGUGUAUAUACCACACAUUAACAACAAUACUAUUUCCGGUUUGCAGUAGUCUUGGAGAUGAAAGCCAAAGGAGUGUGGCUCCUCUCUACGUCCCCAUACAGGUAUGGACACGGAAUCGUUGUGUUAGUCCUAACAGGCUUCUAAAUACAUCACGUGAUCAGAUUAUCACUGUAGCCGUGGUCUCGACACGCUUUGUAUGUUUGUACUUUUGUAUGUAACACAAUGUACUAUGACUGUGUACGUUACUUUCUACCUUGUGGGUUCCCAGGGAGACUACAAGUCUGUGUGCUGACACCUGUCGAGGUGUGGAGAUGAUAACACUUCUUCUGUAUGUAAUACAAACAGGAAAUAACGAGAGAAAUUCUCGUCUAAAUACCGGAGUAGAGAGACACGAUCAUCACCCCUCGUACCAUGUCACGGACCAGUGUACUGUGAUGUAGUAGGACUGAUAAUAUAGACCAUACAGGCCCAAUCUCAGUCCAAUACGACUCCGUGAUUCCUAAGAUGGACACACUUCUCCUGAAGUGACAAAAAUAAUGGUGUCGGCGUUCCUUAGAUAGACAAAAGUGUCUCCCUAUGUAGACCAGAGGCUCAAACUUGGCGGAGGAUUAUGACGUAGCACUUCUCCCUCAGAAAAUCUAAAAGAGAACUGGGGAUGGACGACGAGACGAUUGAUUGGAUGCUUUCAGACGGUUCCAUUGACGCUGUGUCGGGUGUACCACUAUCCUCUGUCCUCUUCAUGUUGUACUAUGGAUUCGAGCUAAAAUAUUUCUUCUUACAAAUAUCCGAGGAGCUCAUGACCCGCUAUCCGUUGGUACUUUAUGAUGUAGGAAGGUCGAGUGUUUAUCUUGGCGGUAGUUGUGGACAUGGAUUUUUCCUGAAUUCACGUCGAAUUCCCGAUUUACGCGAUUUCGAUAUUGUGACAAUUUUAAAGAAAUAUGAUAUCAGAACUGAGUGUCAGUAUGACAAAUCUAAACAAAGGGAACCCGACGUUGGUCAAAAAGCCGAAGAAGAAAACGAAGACAACCGCGACUUUUGUGCGAGUGACAAACGGAUGAACGUUACGUGUGGAUCAGACCCUGUCUAUCUAAAUGUAGAGUCGAGUGAGGCCGGAUAUGUUCUUCUCCGUAAAUGUCGUCGGAACUCUGCUUCCCAGGUCUCUUUGCAACAACGCUAUGUGUCCAGUUCUGCAGUCAUGAAAGCGAGGUUCGAAUACUGGGAUGAUGCCAAAAUGUUUAUCAAACAACGAUAUACAGGCCCAUUUUUCACACGAGGGACAGCUGAUGACACCGGACACAUCCCUAUCUUGUCGUUCGUGGUUACCCAAGGUCCGGCUGUGAGUGCUUUUCUGACAGACCGGAGAGCUUCCAUGACUACCACUCUUCACACUGAUAUCGUGAUCGCUUUGCCGUAUCCAGGAUGGCCCUCACAGGCACGUGAAUGGCUAUCACGUGAAAGGAAGUACGGAUGGCCGAAUGAAACUUUGAGACAUGAAAUACAGAAUAAUAUAGGGUGCAUGAUAGUACCGGUCGGGCGCUAUGGUAGUGAUAUGGAAGAUUUCCAGUGGCGGGUAUCCUUCUCACGUGCAGAAAUGUUACUAUCACGUUCCUUCACACGUGUUCAGCGUGAACUUGUUCAUUUGCUGAAAGCCUUGGACAUUGGUGGCUCGUAUCACAUAAUAAACCUGGUGUAUCGACUGAUCGAGGAUACCCCUGAAGACGCCUGGAGAAGUAAGAACCUGGCAACCCUUGUAUUUACACUUGUUGACCAAUACAUAGCCUGUGUCUGCGAGCGUAGACUGCCGCACUACUUCAUGCCGGCGCUGAACCUUAUGGCGAAAUACCAACGGGAAUUUGUUGAGGUAAACGGUCGCACUAGAUUUAUAGAUGACCAUUUGGAUGCGGUUCUGUUGCCCCUCCAUGAACUCCGAAUCAACCCUCUUGAUACGUUAUUGAAUCAGGAAAAAUAUUUGUCAUUACCCCAAGAUAUCCGGCGACGUGUGUUUGCUCCCCUUGUUGACGAGAUGAAGCCGACGGGAUCACAAAACAAGCGUGUUUACGUAGAUACUCUUGUCUCGCUUGCCAAAGCUCAUCUUCACCAUGAACGUGUUUCCUUGGCUUAUAGGUAUGUUCAGGACGCGAUGAAAUUUAGCCGUAGAUUGACCAAGGACACCGACAUGGAGAGAGAGACGGACCUACACCUGACAUCUGUCGUGUGUAGCUACAUGGUUGGGGAUACAGCGACCGCUAUGACCAGCCUCCAAGAACUCGAACAGCUUCUGAAUACAGAUGAACAAGAAUGCCAAGGUUGCGUGGAUGUUCGGCGAUCUUAUUAUCUGAUGCUAUAUGGUCGAAUUUUAUUCACACGGUCCUUUCUUCCUGAUUCCGAGAAAUCUGUUUCGUUAACCUUAGCGAGAGAGAUGUAUCGUCGAGCAAUGGACACGCUUGUGCCGGACACAACUGUUUACCUAGACAGCAUUAAUUUCUUCAUGCGUCUUGGUGAAACAGAUGAAGUCAACACUCUUAUUACGUUUCUCUCCGCGUAUCUUCUUUCUAGUGACGAAAGAGAGGAAAGUGUUAAAGACGUAAUUCAACAGCCGGACAAUACUAAUGAGGAAAUGAUAUCUGAAAUGAACACACAGAUUACAAGUCAGGAUCGUAACGAGGAGGAAAAGACGCACCAUUCAUCUGCGACAGAGUCAAUGGCAGACAUCUCGUCACGUGAUAGUCCGACGGACGUGCUGCCUGGGGAAGAUCGUAUAGACAGGGAGACGGACUUAGGUAAUAAUGAACAUAUUGAGGUAGUGUAUGACCGUAGUCGUCUUGUGAGUGAGGAACCGCCGUCGUCAUGGACACCAUUGGGUGACGUCUCCACACAGUUUACAACGAUGUUUGACGAUGACGAUGACAAAGAAGAUUCGGACCCCUUUACAACAAUCCCCGAGGAAAUCAAUAAUUUAGACGCAUAUUUUAUCCACAGAGUCGCUUUGGCAAAACGAUAUGAAAAGAUUGGUAUGUGUGAAAAAUCAAAUGAAAUGUUAAGAAAGUUAAAAGAAAAAUUGGAAGUGGAACAUGGAGACGCUGAUCGUAUUUUCCCGUUAGUUGUGGAAGCCAGUAAAAUGCUUGAAGAAACGUCCUAUGCUCAUGACUCAACCCCAGAAGAAUGGAGAAAAUUAUUCAAGGACAACACUUGCUAUAUAACAUACUGUAACACCGAUUUGCCUAUUGUCGACGACAUAAUAGCGACGCUCAUCCGUCGGAAGGACGGGAAGGUGAAAUUCACACAUAGAGAAGCGUUAUUACAUUUCCAAAUACAACAUUUCAAAAUGUUACACCAGUUCGCCCGAGCCCAGAGUACCGUCUCGGUACUGGAAUCUGAUUGUGAGAAUAGUAACCGAGAUGAAUGUCGAUGGUUACUUCAGCUUCACAAAGCCUAUUUUGGCCAUAAGACAGGUGACGACGUGGCCAACAAGGACCCCAGACGCGACCUCGGACUGGUUGACGGAGUGGUUGACGAAGUGGUUGCUAGAAUUGACCAACUAAUGGAUGCUAUCAAAACACACGAGAUACGAAACGCAGCCAUGGACGACAUAUUCAACUUCUCAGAUUAUUAACAGUAGCUUUAUAUAUUAUACUAAUGUACUAUCCUAAAACUACAUGUCAAUGAGCGCAAGCUAUGAAGUGGGGUAUCUAAAACCCGAGAGGAUUGCAUCAAAGAGGAUUGCCAUGGAAACAAUUGUAUUGCGGUAGCAGCAUUAUAUAAAAGUGUGUCAACACCAUCCAAUGCGAUGUUGUGGUAGUUGUAACCGACACAGUUGUUGCGGUACCCGUAGUUGUUGCGGUAUCCGUAGUUGUUGCGGUACCCGUAGUUGCUGUGUCGCCAUCUUUAGUAGAUGUACAGUAACACCCAAAAGAAGGGAUAUCAUGUGAUUUAUUACCUUACCGUUACAUACAUAUUAAAGUAUAACUGUCCUA